GAUGUAUUAGGUCAGCUCUUGGACGUUUGGUUAGAAAAAGUAAGUACCGUUGUAACAGGUUUGAAAACUUGGUUUUACCAGGUCCUUUAAAUAUAAGGGGCGUGACAAUUUGGCUGCGUUUUACUCAAGACUGAAAUAUUUUAUAGUAUUGUUUUCAGCAAGUUUCACGUUCGGCAUAAGAUUUGGUCCUUGGCGAUUAAAUGAUACUCAUACCUGGUAUCAAGGCUGGAACUGAGUUGCUUUUUGAAUUCCCCUUAGUCAUUGCUUUUUUGGGGAACUUGUCAAGUUGUAUACCACAUCCUAAGCUCUAGGUAAUCCUAUAACUCACGUUUUCAUACUCAGAUUUACUUAAGUGACUUAUGGAAAACAUUGUUCGUUGCGUUAACAAGGCUCUAAAUUAUAGGCGUAAACAAUUAACGACGGUCGUGUCAGCUUGAUCGCUUAAUUGUGACUUGUUUUUUCAGCCCAUGAGGUACAUUCCUUUUCUCCUUUCAUUCUCCUGUGUAGAUGGAUUGCAUGACGCGGCUUGAACGAAGAAAACUAACAGUUCUGGCUCUGAUCACCUUGUUGCCUCUGAAUGUCAAGUACGAUACAACUGUUUUUGCUUAACUUCAUAAAGAUUAGUUGUUAAAUUCAAACCACGAGAAUCAUUGUCCAACGGACUUGCGUUUUUUCAGCAGUAUUCUCCACUCCCAUUUCGUCCCAUCUCAACCUUUGUUUGCCCCUCUAACUUUGCUUAAGCAUUGCUUUCAAUUNGUAUUAGGUCAGCUCUUGGACGUUUGGUUAGAAAAAGUAAGUACCGUUGUAACAGGUUUGAAAACUUGGUUUUACCAGGUCCUUUAAAUAUAAGGGGCGUGACAAUUUGGCUGCGUUUUACUCAAGACUGAAAUAUUUUAUAGUAUUGUUUUCAGCAAGUUUCACGUUCGGCAUAAGAUUUGGUCCUUGGCGAUUAAAUGAUACUCAUACCUGGUAUCAAGGCUGGAACUGAGUUGCUUUUUGAAUUCCCCUUAGUCAUUGCUUUUUUGGGGAACUUGUCAAGUUGUAUACCACAUCCUAAGCUCUAGGUAAUCCUAUAACUCACGUUUUCAUACUCAGAUUUACUUAAGUGACUUAUGGAAAACAUUGUUCGUUGCGUUAACAAGGCUCUAAAUUAUAGGCGUAAACAAUUAACGACGGUCGUGUCAGCUUGAUCGCUUAAUUGUGACUUGUUUUUUCAGCCCAUGAGGUACAUUCCUUUUCUCCUUUCAUUCUCCUGUGUAGAUGGAUUGCAUGACGCGGCUUGAACGAAGAAAACUAACAGUUCUGGCUCUGAUCACCUUGUUGCCUCUGAAUGUCAAGUACGAUACAACUGUUUUUGCUUAACUUCAUAAAGAUUAGUUGUUAAAUUCAAACCACGAGAAUCAUUGUCCAACGGACUUGCGUUUUUUCAGCAGUAUUCUCCACUCCCAUUUCGUCCCAUCUCAACCUUUGUUUGCCCCUCUAACUUUGCUUAAGCAUUGCUUUCAAUUUCUCUUUCUGAAGAGUUAGCAUUACGUAGCUUUCUGUACGUCUUUGAAAAUAUACUGUCAAACUAGUGAAGAGAAAAGAACCUCUAAACCUUCGUGAGUAGUAUUGUAUGGAUACAAGUGGCCUUUUUUUGGAAUCAGUAAAGUUGUUUGUUUCGUCAAGUUUUGUAAUUGGUUCAAUCAUAUACAUUUACGCGGUUGAUUCAGCAGACGAGUCAAAACAAGUAACUGGUGACAAACUUUAAAUACCAUCACUAUUUCUUGUAGCUAAAAUUAAAACAAGCAAAGCUGCAAAAAGCCAAAACAACAUUUAGAGGGAAGUCCAAAUAGGUUUAUACUAAUUUGGAUCUAAAGUUAGUUGUUAUUUAAUAAUUUUUUGUCCUGACCAAGUUAUAAAUCCUCCGCUUUUUUAUGCUCAAAUAGCAAUUGUGUCACGGACAAGUUUGCAUUGAUUGUUGAUGCUGCGGUUGAUGUUCUACACGAGAUCCACAGAGUUGAAGACAAUGGUACACAUACAGAGUAA
Porites evermanni is the source of this 2028-nucleotide messenger RNA. The record is from the annotation of a GenBank genome assembly. NCBI's taxonomy places the organism in Eukaryota, Metazoa, Cnidaria, Anthozoa, Scleractinia, Poritidae.